Plectropomus leopardus (leopard coralgrouper) is the source of this 1906-nucleotide messenger RNA. It is a transcript of the gene rbpjb, whose product is annotated as recombination signal binding protein for immunoglobulin kappa J region b. NCBI's taxonomy places the organism in Eukaryota, Metazoa, Chordata, Actinopteri, Perciformes, Serranidae. Gene Ontology annotation, biological process: regulation of transcription by RNA polymerase II. The record is from RefSeq and is a predicted model, not a curated record. Gene Ontology annotation, molecular function: DNA-binding transcription activator activity, RNA polymerase II-specific; RNA polymerase II cis-regulatory region sequence-specific DNA binding. Gene Ontology annotation, cellular component: nucleus.
UCCCUCGUCCCUACACCUCCAGUCUGCUUCUGUUGUCUCGGCGGAUUGUUGGGCUGUGGGAGAGAAAAAAGGAUAUCGCGAGUAUUGGAGUUUUGGUGAGAGUUUGUGGAAGAUGGCGCCUGUUGUGACAGGGAAGUUCGGGGAGCGCCCUCAGCCACUGCGCCUAACAAGAGAAGCGAUGAGGAAUUACCUUAAGGAGCGAGGUGACCAAACUGUCAUGAUCCUGCACGCAAAAGUUGCACAGAAAUCCUACGGCAAUGAGAAAAGGUUCUUCUGCCCUCCUCCCUGUGUUUACCUGAUGGGCAGCGGCUGGAAGAAAAAGAAGGAGCAGAUGGAGCGAGACGGCUGCUCCGAGCAGGAGUCGCAGCCCUGCGCCUUCAUCGGCAUCGGCAACAGCGACCAAGAAAUGCAGCAGCUUAACUUAGAGGGAAAGAAUUAUUGCACAGCCAAAACCUUGUACAUAUCCGACUCCGACAAGAGAAAGCACUUCAUGUUGUCUGUCAAGAUGUUCUACGGCAACAGCGCUGACAUCGGUGUCUUCCUCAGCAAGAGGAUCAAAGUCAUCUCCAAGCCCUCCAAAAAGAAGCAGUCGCUCAAAAACGCCGACUUGUGCAUCGCAUCAGGGACCAAGGUGGCGCUCUUCAACCGGCUUCGGUCCCAAACAGUCAGCACGCGCUAUCUCCACGUGGAGGGAGGAAACUUUCACGCCAGCUCCCAGCAGUGGGGCGCCUUUUACAUCCACCUGUUGGAUGACGAGGAGUCAGAAGGAGAAGAGUUCACUGUGAGAGACGGUUACAUCCACUACGGCCAGACAGUCAAACUGGUUUGCUCUGUCACUGGAAUGGCCCUGCCCAGACUGAUCAUCCGUAAGGUGGACAAGCAGACGGCGCUGCUGGACGCCGACGACCCCGUCUCCCAGCUCCACAAGUGUGCCUUCUACCUGAAGGACACAGAACGCAUGUACCUGUGCCUUUCCCAAGAAAGGAUCAUCCAGUUUCAAGCCACUCCAUGCCCAAAGGAACCAAACAAGGAGAUGAUCAACGACGGCGCCUCCUGGACAAUCAUCAGCACAGACAAGGCUGAAUACACUUUCUACGAGGGCAUGGGCCCUGUCCACUCGCCUGUCACCCCCGUGCCUGUGGUCGAGAGCUUACAGCUAAACGGUGGCGGCGACGUCGCCAUGCUGGAGCUGACAGGACAGAACUUCACUCCAAAUUUGCGGGUCUGGUUCGGAGACGUCGAGGCUGAGACCAUGUACAGGUGUGCAGAGAGCAUGCUCUGCGUCGUCCCCGACAUCUCCGCCUUCCGCGAGGGCUGGCGCUGGGUGCGGCAGCCCGUCCAGGUGCCCGUCACGCUGGUUAGGAACGACGGCAUCAUCUAUUCCACCACACUGACCUUCACCUACACGCCGGAGCCCGGGCCGCGGCCACACUGCAGCGCCGCCGGGGCCAUCCUGCGGGCCGGGAACUCCAGCCUGCUCAGCAACAGCAGCCAAGAAGCCGGCGCCGGCGUCUACGGCCCCAACAGCACCUCCAACGCGGGAGUCACGUCCUCAUCCUCCACUGCCGCAGCCGUGGUCUCCUAACGCACACCGGGAGCCGCCGAAUACUAUAUGCCUUGAGAGGAGACGUACCACAAGGUGUAUAAAGACUACGGGAAAUAAUAAACAAAGACUGACUCUGAAGUGCUGCGUAAUUUUGGAUACAAAGAAAAAAAAUAGGAGAAGGGGAAAUCUGAAGGAGGAGUAAAAAAAAAAACAUCACAAGCCGACGGGAAUAAGUGCUCCUCGCCACGCCCCCUCUCCGGUGGUUACUUUCGGGACCUGCCUAUCCAGUUCUGGUGGAAUGAGUGAAGUUCCUGCAGGCUCAGAGCACCAGCACCUUUCUAUGGCUGCGAGAAACCACAA